This is a messenger RNA of Metopolophium dirhodum (rose-grain aphid), 1294 nucleotides long. RefSeq names its product vitellogenin-1-like. Bases 273 to 1076 code for a protein of 267 amino acids. The transcript is spliced from 6 exons. Lineage: Eukaryota; Metazoa; Arthropoda; Insecta; Hemiptera; Aphididae. The record is from RefSeq and is a predicted model, not a curated record.
UAUUAUGUAUAUUUAAUAUUAUUAAUUAUAUUAUUGUGUUUGACCUCCACAGAGCUGUUAUCAAUAUUAAUAUUUUGGUUAUAAUGAAUAAUGAUUACAUACUUCGCAAUGUUUUGAAAUUUUGAAUCGUACAUAAUAUUUUGUACCUAGGUUCAUCUUAAAGCGUUUGGUUUUCGAAUUUCGAAUUUCGUUCUUGUUAUAUGUGACUGCACGAGUCGAGUCAAAAAUUUACCUACUGCUUGGAAUUGGAUGUGGGAAUAAGAGCUGGAAUUAUGAGUAAGUAUUCGAGUGAUUCAAACUCGCGUGACAGAACUAGAAGUUAUAGUCGUUAUUAUAACCAAAGGCACAGGUCUUCAAGUUCUUCAUCAACAGAUAGUUCAAGAUAUUCCAGAAAAAAUCAUUCAAGCAGAUCUGGAUCAAGGCACCAUAAGAAAUCAACGCGUAGACACAGAUCCAACAGUUCAUCAGAAUAUUCAUCUUCAAGGCACAAACAUUCUAGUCGUUCUUACCGCAAAGAUGAAAGUCGUUCAAAAAGAAAACAUCAUAGAAAAAGUUCAUCUACUAGUUAUGAUUCAAAUAACUCUAAUUCUUCCAUUAAAAAUCACCAAUCUAAAAGUUCCAAAGCAUUCAAUGAUAACGAAAGAAAUAAAAGGGUACAACCUAAUUCAUUCUCUACCUUCCAAGAUGAUUCGUUGGUUGUAAAAUCUGAAACUGUUAGCAAAAAAGAUCAUGAUGCAAACUGGAUUCAAAACAAUGUUUUGGAUAUUGUGAAAAGAGAAAAUUCAAUUGAACAGAUCAAUCAAGAAGGAUUUGUGUUUAAAGUCUUCAAUCCAUCAUCUGAACCAAAAUAUGUUGAAACUACAGACCAAACCAAAUAUGAUGUUCCAAAUAUAAAUGAAGAAGUCAUUGAUAAUUUGCCUACAGAUGAAUCAACAUUUUUCAUAUGCAAUAAAGAUAGAUUAUUGAAUGCAAGGUACAAAUUACUUACAAAGCAAGAGCGGUGCGUAAGCUGGGCAAAACAAUUAUUUGCAUCAUAUAAUCAGUCUCAGCAUAACGGUGGGCAAUUUGCAGACUAAUGCAACUGGAAGUAAUUUGUUCAAUACUAAACUUUUACACGCACAUUAUAUCAUUUCAAAUCAAAUAUCACAAGAAUUUGAUUUGUAAUUACUAUGAAACUAUUUUAUUAAUGUUAAUUUUUUUUUACUUAAAAGAUCCAAAGACAUUGUAUUGAGAAAUUAUAUUUUUGCAAGGAUUUAAAUAUGUUUAAGAAAAAUUAUAUCAACAUUCAAUUUGA